AUGGCAAAUUCAAUCAUACAAUUGCUUGCUUCCGAUAAAUUUAAUAGUGAGGGAUAUUCAAACUGGAAAUCAAACAUCAAUACGAUAUUAGUUGUGGAUGAUCUGAGGUUUGUGUUGAUGGAGGAAUGUCCUUUGGUUCCCAGUUCAACAGCCAACCAAAAUGUUCGGGACAUCUAUGAUAGAUGGGUAAGGGCUAAUGAGAAAGCUCAGUCUGAUAUCUUAGCGUGUAUAUCUGAUGUACUUUAUAAGAAGCAUGAGGUCAUACCCACCACCCGUGAGAUAAUGGCGUCGCUUCAGGAGAUAUUCGAGCAACCUCAUCCUCUAUUAUACGCAUGA
This is a messenger RNA of Benincasa hispida (wax gourd), 336 nucleotides long. RefSeq lists its product as uncharacterized. NCBI's taxonomy places the organism in Eukaryota, Viridiplantae, Streptophyta, Magnoliopsida, Cucurbitales, Cucurbitaceae. The record is from RefSeq and is a predicted model, not a curated record.